Molecule: messenger RNA, 560 nt
Organism: Oryzias melastigma (Indian medaka)
Lineage: Eukaryota; Metazoa; Chordata; Actinopteri; Beloniformes; Adrianichthyidae
Product: von Willebrand factor A domain-containing protein 7-like
Exons: 3
Coding region: 42-407 (121 amino acids)
Source: RefSeq, a predicted model, not a curated record
CAAGUAAGGCUCUUUGUUUUGUGGUGGACACAACAGGAAGUAUGGGUGACGACAUUGCAGCUGUACGAACCGUCACUUCUACUAUAAUUGAUAGUAAGGUUGGAACAGAGGAUGAACCUUCACUCUACAUUCUUGUACCUUUCAAUGAUCCAGAUUUCGGGCCUCUGAUAAAGACCACAAAUGCAGAUGUGUUUAAAGGUUAUAUCAAUUCAUUAACUCCAUCCGGAGGUGGAGAUUUUCCAGAAAUGAGUCUGUCAGGACUUCAGCUGGCUCUAACUGGCUCUCCUCCUAAUUCUGAGAUCUUCCUCUUCACUGAUGCAACUGCCAAAGAUGAAUCUCUGAAGAACACAGUGAUUGCACUCAUAGAGCAGACCAAGACAGUUGUGAGUACUUCCAUGCAAAUGUAAAAUGUACCAGCAUGCUGUUAAAAAAGAUUUAAUGCAUUGUUUUUCAAAUGCCACCAACACAAAUAAUUUUGUGAAAAAAACAAAACUAACUAGGUAUUCUGUUUGAAUUAGCAUUGAGAUGAUCUUUUUGUUGAAGAAAUAUCAAAGGAUACA